AUGAGCGGAUCCAUCCUCACCCCAAGGUCCUUGUCGCUCGCGGCAGUCUGCUUCCAGUCGACCGCCCUCGCUAUUGUACUCCAUGUUUCGCAGGCGAACCUCGAACCGGGUCAGGCUCAGUACAAGGCGGCGAGUGCUGUCCUCCUCACCGAACUCGGCAAGCUCGUCUUCUCUCUCCUGCUCGCCCUCCGGGACACUCUGAAGGAAAGGGCAACUCUCCUCGCUCCCCGGCAUAACCUCCCCUCGCCCGAACUGUACAUCCAAAACGAGCCGAAGGACGAGAAGGAGCUAUGGCGAGACGACCCCUACGACACCUCCCGAGGAGACGGCGCACGGGAACCUCUCAUGGGCUCUCGCAACCAGCUUCGUCGCCGUUCUUCCGUCACUCGGCCUCCUUCCCUCGCCAUCACCUUCGACAACGGCCCGCUCUCGCCUAACACUGCCAAGUUCCCCGAGCGCGCCAGCUUCGCCAACUUUCAAUGGCCAACCAAGCCAAUCUCGGGCUUGGUCGCGGAGAAGCUGGAGAAGAUCUCGAUGGAGGGCGUGAGUGCCAAGCCUGAUCCGCAAGUCAUGCGGUUGCUGGACGACCCGAAGAUGUGGGUGCGGAGACGGCGGUUAGGCGCCGUGAGGAUGCUCCUCGAGGACAUUUUCGGCGGAGACUGGUGGAAGAUGGCGGUUCCUGCGGUGCUCUUUGCGGUUCAGAACAACCUGAUCUACGUCGCCGCUCGCAACCUCUCCGUCCCUGUCUUCCAGAUCACCUUCCAGCUCAAAACUCUCAUCACCGCAAUUUGCGCCGUCCUGAUGCUCGGCCGUCGCCUCGGCGCCUUGCAGUGGGUAUCGCUCGUCACCCUCGGCCUUGGCGUCGCGACGAUGCAGCUCGGAGCGAUUCAGGCGCGCGCAAAGGACGGACACGGACACCAGGCGAUGGCGAGUCCCGAGUCGAUGAACUACGUCGCCGGUGUGACGGCAGUUCUCGUCUCCUGCUUCUCGAGCGCCUUCGCCGCGACCUACUUUGAGCUGGUCCUCAAGCGAAAACCCGUCGUUCCGCCUGUCGAAGAGGCGCUCCUCGUCGCUCCGCCUACGAUCAAGCCCGCCAGUCUCUGGGUCCGCAACAUCCAGCUGAGCCUUUUCAGCGCGGUGAUCGGCCUCUUCGUCGUUUUCUUCCAGGCAAACGACGUCCACAUCCACGCCGUCGGGGGUCUCUCACUCGACUUCAAGGGCUUGUUCGACCCGCUCGAGCACUGGUACGACCCGGUCGUCAGGGCUGGCAGCGGCUUCCUCGAGGGCUUCACGCCGCUCGUCUGGACCGUCAUCUUCCUCCAGACGGUCGGCGGUCUCUGCAUCGCAGUCGCCAUCAAGUACGCCGACAACGUCGCCAAGGGCUUUGCGCUCUCCGUCUCGAUCGUCUUCACUUUUCUCCUCUCCGUCAUCCUCUUCAACUUCCAGCUCUCCAUUCCCUCGGUCGUCGGCGGUCUUGCCGUCGUCCUCUCGACCAUCAUCUUCGAAGUCUCACCGAAGGACAUUCGGCAACUCUUCGAGACGGACGCCUACGGAAACAAGAAGCCCCUCUUGCGAAGAUGGCACGGUCUCCUCCUCCUCCUGCUCGGCACGACGUUCGCAGCGGCCCUCCUCCCGUCCCGGCAGUUCCCCCUCCCGAACGCCUGGGAAAUCGUCAAGGAGAAGCACGAGAAGCACAUCAACCUGCACCACCAGCCGACAGUCGCCGUCGCCGACAUGCGGCAGAUCAACAACCUCAUGGUCAAGGCAGCCGGCGUGUGCGGCUGGGGAACCCGUCCUCAUCGCGAGACGACCAAGUCGGCCUUCGGUCCUGCGCACCCUGUCCCGUCCGACUACCCAUACUGGGUGGCCAACACGGAUCAGUACGCCCUCGACGACAUCCUGACGACCAAGUUCGCCACCUACGCCAAGACGGUGUCUCUCCUCUCUACUCCCGCGCCCGACUUCAUCUUCCUUCCGCUCCUCUCGCAAAUGUGGUCGAACCCGUGGGGCUGCCAAGCGCCCGAGCUGAAGGAGGCGAUUGAGCGGACGACGAAUUACGUCCGCGACCUCGCUGCAAGCGUCGGCAAGACCGACUACCCUCGCAUCGUCCUCCCGAUCGCGACCAUCCGGAGUAACCUCGAGAGCGUCUUCACGACCGAGCUUAUGGAGGAGCUGCGGGACAGCGUCGUCUUUGUCUCAAUCGAGAAUGCACCGAAGAACGUUCGAGAGGGCAUGAAGUACACGAUUGACGUUCCUUAUCCUACGGCUUUCCACCUGUCGAAGCUUGCGGACGGCCAGAAGACAGACGUCGGCAACUAUUUCCUCGACGCCGAGCGCCCUUACCUGCUCCACUACGCCGCCUCCGCUACGCACCCCUGGGGUCUCCCCGCCAGCGACCCCUUCAACGGCUUUGCCCUCCGCGCCGUCCUGCACAAAGAGUUCAAGUCCUACGUCGACUCGCCGCCGAUCAACGCCUCGUCGCGGAUCCUUUUCGACGACAUCAAGCUGUCGGUCGACGGCGCGCAGAACCUCACGCUCUUCCACGAGCACAUGGCGAGCGCGACGUUCUGCCCAAUGCCAGCUGGCGACUCUCCGACCCGCCGAGCAUUUUACGAGGCCAUUCAGCUCGGCUGCAUCCCCGUCAUCUUCCGCGAGAAGAGCUUCGGCAGGCUCUUGCCCUCGUCGCCUGAGGUCAACGACCUCACCAAGUACACGGUCUUCGUCGACGAGACGGAGAUGAUCAACGGCGUCGGACCUUCGCUCAUCGACCGUCUGCAGGCGAUCAGUCCUGUCGACGUUCGGCGGAAGCAGCAGCACCUCCAAAGAAUCGCUCACAAGAUGCAGUACUCGAUCGACGAGGAGGAUGAGCAGUGGCUCGAGGCGGCGUCGACGACUCCUGCGCCGGCUGGCGUGACCAAGUACAACCGCACGCUCGAGCUCGAAAAGGAGGCGCGACACCCCGUCUCGCUCGAUGCGUUCGGCAUGAUCCUCAAGGAAUUGCGGACGAUCAAGGAGGGCAAGUGGGUUCCCGGGGUUGCGAAGGACUUGAGGGCGGGAAUGAAGGCGUUCGGCAGGCCCGGACGUCGAUGA
This is a messenger RNA of Rhodotorula toruloides NP11, 3090 nucleotides long. Its product is annotated as UDP-galactose translocator, glycosyltransferase family 47 protein. Gene Ontology annotation, molecular function: UDP-galactose transmembrane transporter activity. Gene Ontology annotation, cellular component: Golgi membrane. The coding region runs from base 1 to 3090 and encodes 1029 amino acids. NCBI's taxonomy places the organism in Eukaryota, Fungi, Basidiomycota, Microbotryomycetes, Sporidiobolales, Sporidiobolaceae. Gene Ontology annotation, biological process: pyrimidine nucleotide-sugar transmembrane transport. The record is from RefSeq and is a predicted model, not a curated record. The transcript has 6 exons.